UUGAUGUCAUCCAGCUCCAGCGAAUCAAUUUGUGCUGUUUCCUCGACGAGAUAUAUUCUGUUGUCACUCUGUUCUAAUCCUGUAUAGUUAUCGCCGUUCUUCAACAUUUCUUCAUCUUGGGAUGUUCGUUUCCAGUAGUUUUACUUUUUCUACAGAAGUUUAUUCCCGAUCAGGUAUGCCAGUAUUAGGUCUUUGAAGUAGGGUAUCCUCGACAUCCAGUUAGCAGAUAAUGGAGACCGUGUCUGGCAGUGCGGAAACAAUGAUAAUCUUGAUAAUUAUGCUGUCAACAUUUGCCUUGGUUGGUUCCAUUGGGAAUGGAUUAUCAACGUUUGUGUUUUAUAAGAUACGUGACAAGACGUCUGCGCAGAUUUUUAUAUUAACCCUUUCAGUGAUCGAUUUGUUUACGUGCACCGUCAUCAUCCCGUUUACGAUUGUCAUGGAAUAUCUAAAUUACACCAUCAAAUAUGACGCCAUUUGUAAACUGUAUCAAUUUCUUAUCACGUCCAAAGUUCCCUUAUCUGCCUUCAUGAUGGUGGCAAUAGCGUUUGACAGAUACUUUUGCAUUUGUCAUUCUUUAAGAAGAAUUGUUAAUCCUUUUAGAACAAAAAUUGCAGUGGCUUGUAUGGUCAUUUUUGCAUGUGUCCUUGGAAUUAUAACAAGUUUAAACUAUGGUGUGUAUUGGAAAGGCGAUGGUCAAUCGGCGUCUUCACAAAUGGGUAAUUCGUCUUAUCAAUACUCGGAAUUAAUGGAAAUGCUGCAUGUCAAUGGUGGCGAGUAUGCACAAUUUCUUGAAUUUAUCCAAAGUCAAAAUGCUACUAAUAUCUCCUUACCAAUUGACCCGGAACAGAAAGACGCCAAAAUAAUAUAUACGGGUGAAUGCCAAGUAAAUAAAAUUAUUCUACAUAAAAGUUUUGUGCCAGUGUACCAGAAGAUUUAUUCCUUUCUGUUUGUGGUGUGCUUAAUAAUUGGGUGUGUCUUAUACGCCCUUAUUUACCGUUUUAUAAAAACAAGAAGAUCAAAGAAGCUCAAACAAAAACUCAUUCUGUGCACGUAUACACAUGGCAACCAAGGGAAAGACGCCACAAAAAGUGUUGUCAUUCCGGAUGACGAAAAGCUCAAAAAUAAAGAGAGUCAUCAUUUGUUGAUUCAGGAAGAUACACCGAAACCUAUUAAUGAUAUUCAUUGUAAGGAACCCCAUCGUUUUUCGGAAAAAGCCGAGAAAUUACGCGAUGAAGCAAGGGCAGCUAAUAUAAAAACAGCCUUCAUGUUAUUUAUUGUCAGUGUGGUGUAUAUUUUGGCUUUUUCUCCUGCCUGGUUAAUGGCACAUCACUUAAUUCCUACAUAUAAAGUGAUAUUUUACUUAUACUUUAUCUAUAAUGUGGCUAACCCUUUUAUUUAUGCCUUUAUGAAUCAAACAUUCAAUGAACACCUUAAACAAAUAUUCAGAUGUUGUAAAAGAUAAAGUGUGCUUUAAUCUUAGUCUUCUGAAAACAGAAAUAAACUAAACAAUCUCUGCGACAAUGCCUUUAUAAUCUUAUAGUUGAGUGCUUUUUGUUAGGUUGGUACAUGUGAGUUUCAAGGAAUAGAUGAUGUAUUAAAUAUAAUCUUGACUUUUUGUUGUGAUUCUUCAGGGCACACUUUCGAGAACUGAAAUCAUACCCAGAUUUCCAACUGGACUUUCAUUCUGCAGAUUGAUGACAAAUUGGGCCCCAACGGAGUCAACUCACUGACUGUUCUGAAUUUAACUGGAGGGACGAGCGAAUCCCCAUUUGAAUAGAACAUACCCCCAGUGUAAAAUAACGCUAUCAUCACAAAGUGCAAAUUCGAUAUUCUUAUUGAUUACUGUAGUGAGGUUGUAGCUGAUGAAAUUGGAUGUUAUAUUUGGGUCCAAAUAUGCGCAGCAAAUCAAAAUUGACACCCCGAAUGUAAGGUAAUUACUGAGUUCGGAAUUGUCAUGUUCUUCAACAUUUUAUACUGAUGAUUUCACCCACAAAAUGAUAAUAACAUGGAUAUAUUAUUAUCAUCGACUACUCCAUAAAUUUUUGACUAAAAUAAAUCUUUUUAUAAUGUUAUUGAUAAAGGAGUAAUUAAAUAAGUGUUUUUAAGGUUCAAGAUGCAUUAUGUAAGAGCUAAAUCUGACUAUUGCAUGUCAUUAUUUUGGCUUCAAAUGUUAUAUAAAUUAUCAUUUAGACAUUUAUCCACAUGGCAACCCUAUAAUCAACUCUCUAGAUCUUCGAUUGGCGGAGAUUUAAACGAAAUGAAAUACGGUCGCCAUUUAAUGAUUUAAUCAAUAAAUCGUAAAUCGAGGCUGAGUUUCGAUUACCGAGUACCGUUGCUACGAUAAUAAACAAUCUAUGCCACAUCUUGUCAAGACUUCAAACAGUGAUAAUUUCGCUCAGAAUAAAGUAAUUUGAAUGAAAUUGCAAUAUAUUCAUUUUGUAUUAUCUAUUUUAGAAACAGGAAUGGCCAUCUCUUUAUCUAAAUCUUACUCAAUGCAUCUUGAUAUCUUGAUGUCUUGGCCACGUUCACCUGUGAAUGCCCUUCGUUGGAAAUGCGGAUUAAAAACAUAAAACUGUCAUUAAAUUAAUGUGAUAUUGACAGCUUAGUCGAUUGUUUUAUAUGGUUCACUUCCGAAUAAAUCAAUCAUGUGGCAAAUAUCAAUUCCAUCAGAGCUCGAUUAUAUAUCAUGAUUUUCGAUACACAGGGGUCUAAGUUUAAUAGAAAUGAGAAAACAACUACAGCCGCUAUUUGUCAUGAUCCAACUAGGAUAUCGGUAAUCAAAGGGGUUUUUUUUGGCUGUUAUAUUGAAAAUUCUUCAAAUACGCUAAACAACGAUAAUGUCUUCAGUGCUACAUACAUUUGCAAGUCAAAUAAGAACUGGAUUGUCAUAUUCCUUCUUUGGAGUCACCCAGUUUGUUGAUACACCGAAAAAAUAAAUCUUAUUAUUAGUAAUGUUCACUAAACACAAACUAUGGAAUUUCGGAACUAACAUACCAAAAAUCCGCUAGCAGUGGGAGGGAACCGGAAAUCCGACAUAAAACGAGGAUUGACAGGCGACCCUACUCAUUUUCACAUACACGCCUUCCAACACUUCCAGCUAUUGUGGAACAAUGCCUGAAAUUGUAUAUAAUGUAUUUAUAUAUUAUUGUUAUUUAA
Molecule: messenger RNA, 3156 nt
Organism: Patella vulgata (common limpet)
Lineage: Eukaryota; Metazoa; Mollusca; Gastropoda; Patellidae
Product: cholecystokinin receptor type A
Exons: 2
Coding region: 230-1462 (410 amino acids)
Biological process (GO): neuropeptide signaling pathway
Cellular component (GO): membrane
Molecular function (GO): G protein-coupled peptide receptor activity
Source: RefSeq, a predicted model, not a curated record